Molecule: messenger RNA, 5785 nt
Organism: Linum trigynum
Lineage: Eukaryota; Viridiplantae; Streptophyta; Magnoliopsida; Malpighiales; Linaceae
Source: the annotation of a GenBank genome assembly
CUAAAGAACCAAACAUUCUUUCCUUUUAUGCUCGUCAACAAUAAAGCUCAAUAUUGUCCAUAGUAUAUUUCUAUUUGUAGAGUGUACACCAUGAUCUAUGAACGCAUAAUUUAGAUAAAACUCGUACAAUAUAUUAGAUGAAAACUUGAAAGGAAGAUCUUUUUCAACCUAUGAUAAUUGCUAAGAGACUAAUUCAAUUCACACAAUCACUACAAUUUAUUAUUAUUGACAUAUAUUUUGGUUACGUGAAAACUUCUAUUGACUGUAAAAUAAUCUUAUUAGUUGCAUGUACUUCUGUAAGAGUUAACUAUAACUAUCUGUUCAUUGUAAUGUUUUAUUCAUCAUAUAAUUUUUGAAAUGAUGCAUUAACCGAAAAUUUUAUCACAUAAUGAUAAAGUGAUUUAUAUUGGUUAAUCUGGUUAAUCAAUUAACCAAACUGAUUAAACUUUAGUUGGUUAAUUUGGUUGUUGCAUUUAGUUUGGACGGUUUGGUUAUGAUAUUGUAUUCCAUGGUUAAUAAAUUUUUGACUUAUUUGGUUUGGUAAUUACCAUGGUAACUAGGUCUGGAAGUUUGGUACCGUUAUUAGGGAUAUAUCGAAUAUCGUACCAAAUUUGCCUAUAUUUGGUAUUAUCGAAUACACGUAUUAUUUCUUGAGAUUGAGAUUCAAUUUCAAUUGUUAUUCAGUAUUAGGGAUUAUGGGAUAGGGAUCGAUAUAUUCGGAAAUACCGAACAAUACCGAAAUAUAAGCUAAUGUGUAUUUUAUGCUCUCAACUAAACUCUCUCAUUCACUACUACACGACCCUCAACCACCAAUCUAUUAUUAUUUUCAUAACACAAGAAAAAAAAAAUACUAGUGUUAGUCUUCUCUUAGCCUCCAAUUCAUCAAAUUAAAGAUUACUAAUGACAAAAACUUGAGAUGUCCCCUCUCCUCCAUUCUCCUUAUCCAUAUCCUAGCUCUAGACAAAUGCAAGACUCUUUGCUUAGUCUCUUUGUCCUAUAUUAAGCAAUCAAAUCUAAUUAAUUUCUUAUUCGAUAAUACCGAUUGGGAUACCGAAGUACCGAUUGGGGCCGAAAUAGUUAGGGAUUGGGAUUGUGAUUGAAUUUAGGAUGUAAUUCGGAAUUCAGGAUUUCGGUAUUUGGUAUUGGGAUACCGAUACCGUACCGAUUUCCACCCGUAAUGAUAACCAUUUGAACACCCCUAGGAACCAGAGUUACGAGGGCUAAUUUUCUUUUCCUAUUUUUUCUUGUGUUCAAAAUAAAAAUAAAAGAAUAAAUGGUAAUAGGUGAAAAAACCAAAAAUGUUAAGUUUAUUUAAGCAGACUUGGCAGUGACGUGGCGUGCUGACAGUUAGUCAACGCGUUUGACCAUCCAAGAUAACGGUCAAAUCUCGGGUUUGGAAAAUUUCAUAAUUUUGAUACAUCGUUGAGGCCACAAAGUUAUAGAUCGAAAAAGAUUGGCCAUAAUGUUUAAUAUGUGAAAAGUUUGGGGCUUACAAAUAUAUUAACUCUACUUCAUAUUUUAAAACCUUCACAAAUAAAACCAUAUUCACUUCAACCUCUCUUACUGAACACAUAGCAGUAGAGACAAUAAGCAGCAUCCUUAGAAACAUUAUAUCACGGGGUAAAUUGCAAGUUUGGUCACUAUGAUUACUAAAAGAUUCACGUUUAGUCAUUAAAAUAUUUAAUUCGAUUCGCGGUCACUAAAAUUAGUUAAAUAUUUCAAAUUUGGUCACUCUCCGUCCAAUUCCGUUAAUUUUGAGUGAUGUGCCUGUUAACUUUCAUAGUUGACCGUGUGUGACGUGAUAAUUGAAAAAUAAAAAAGUUAAUAACUUUUCCACCUCAUUUUCAAAAACUAUUAAAAAUUAAAAAUAAAAUUACUUUCUUUAAUCUCCUAAAAAAUCUCCACCCUUUCAAUUCCUCCCCCACGCUUGCACUCUUUCCUUCCUUCUCCAUGGCCCAUGACCCUCCCUUACCGCCGCUAUCAUCAACUCCCUCCACCGCCAUUUCCUUCCCUUCCGUCGUCACCACCACCACCACCAUCUAGAGUGGGUAGAGAAGAGAAAAAGCUUGUGGAGGCUGUGAAGACUUCAGUUCAAACCGGAAUCAAGACUUCCUGUUUGUCGAUUGUCGUGGAGGCAGAGGCGACUCUAAAUCGUUAGUCGGGAAAAUGAGCGCGGCGCUAUUUGAGAUCCACUUAAAGUUGGGGGCUUCAGGUUGUUGGAGAUCCACUCGUAGACUCGUGCUGCAGGGGACGAAUCAACUACCAAGCCAGACCCACAAAAAUGGGUACAAUUGUUUUCCAAGACCUACAAUCGGAAUCUAGAGGUGGCAAUUAGGAUCCAAAUUCAUGAAUCCAAUCCAAUCCAUCUGCCAAAUUAUCAACCUAAUCCAAUCCAUUUAAAUCCAAUUGGAUUGGUGGAUUGAUGGAUCAAUCCAUGGAUCCAAAUGGCAAAUUACGAGUUGGUACCAAUAUUUUUAUAUUUUACAUUUUGGUACCUAAAUUUUUUAUUUUAUACAAAAAUAUCAAUGGAAAAUUACAUUUUGGUACCUAAAAUUUUUCAUUAUAACAUUUUAGGACCUAAACUUUUCAAAAUUUAUAUUUUGUUCCAAGCCUUGGAUGUCAUUUGGAUUCAUGGAUCAAUCCACCAAUCCAUGAAUCCACCAAUUCAUUGGAUCCAAUCCAUUUGAUCCAUGGAUCCACCAAUCCAAUCCACGAAUCCGAUCCAAUUGCCACCUCUAAUGGAAUCCCAUAUAUUCUUCAGCAUUUGGAGCUGGAAUCGAAAUCAGAAUCGAGCCAGAGAAGGACGACGGAGUUUGAAGAUCCAGAACGGAAAGCGAAGAGGUCGAAGGGGGAAACCUCGACGAAGCCGAAAUUGUUGCGUGAUGGCAGGCCGGAAGGUCGGGGUUGUUUUUGGGAUAUUAUAGGAAAUUGAAUUUUAUUUUCAUUUUUCAAUAGUUUUGGAAGGCAAUCUCCGCCUAUGCCACAACUUCCUCUUCCUCAAGGCUAGUUGUUGUCUACUCACCAGCCACUAGUUCCCCCUUCUCGGCGACGCUACUUCACCUAAAAACCUAGCAAAUUGACCGCUCUUCCUCCUCCAUCUCCCCUUUCCUCCCCACGACCACCUCUCUCCCCCAUCGUGACAGAGCCUGUUUCACAGUCUGAGCAAUUAGGGGAAAGUUCGAGCGAAAGAAGCCCCACGGCAAGACAACCCUCACUCCCGCCCUAACCAUGGCCCUCACCGCCAUGGGCAACAACGUGCCCAAGAAGUAAGACGAAAUUGAUGUGGCUCCUCUUCAUCUUCCUCCAAUCCUUCUUCACCAGCGUCAGUCGACCUAGCAUACCUUCCUCCAAACUCGGUCCCUAAUAUUCUCAAAUUCCUAACUAAAUUAUAUCCAAAUCCUAACUCGCCAACAACUAAUGGAUUGGCACUACUCUGCAAAUCCAUCAUCUCUUCAGAGAAGAUACUGUAGUCUUUCCCCUUUAGUUGACCUGAAAUUCAACUUCCCGUUAUAUGAAUUCGUUUCCAAAAUUCUUGAACUCCUAAUCCAUUAUCUUCUCCGCCUUGAAGUUGAAGCUUGCCUUCAGCUCCUUUGCAUCUUUCAAAUUAUGUUCCUUUCAUUUCCUCUUUCCUCCGCCUCUGUGGUGAAGAGCCGGCGAAGUGAAACAAAGGGUGUCGACGCCCUCAAGCUUGCAAUAUUCAAUGAUGGCGAGGAACAGGGAACAAACGAUGAUGACGGUGUUCGAUGGACGGCGAUGAUGAGGACGACGAUGAUGAUGAGGACGUCGAUGACAAUGGCAACAACAACAACAGAGAUGGCAUAAACGUUGCUAGCUUAUAUCUGAGCAGCCUCACAUGACGACGACAACGCUAAUGCCGAGGAGCUGGACUUGGCCUUCGUGAGAUUGACGGAAGGGAGCUCCGACAACGACUGAAGGUUAUGCCGGCUUGAUCUAACCUAACUCGAUUUCUUAGAGCCUUCUCGGCACAUCUAGAACAGAAAGAGGGGACGACGACAAUGCAAGGAUGAAGAGGAUUCAAAUGAAAGUGAGGAAUGAGUUGUUUAUCAAUUUUUUAUUUCAAAAUUUUAUAUUAGUUUUAAUUUUAAUUAUAACAAUUUCAAAUUAUGGAAUAUGUGAGAUUAAAGAAUUUUUUAAGUUUAUUUAAGCUAACUUGGCAUUGACGUGGCGCGUUGACCGUUAGUCAAUGCGUUUGACCAUCCAAGAUAACAGUCAAACAUCGGGUUUGGCUAAUUUCGUAACUUUGAUGCAUAGUUGAUGCCACGAAGUUAUAGAUCGAAAAGAUUGGCCAAAAUGUUUAAUAUGUGAAAAGUUGGGGCUAUACAAAUAUAUUAACCUUAUGAAGUAAAUUGAAAUCUUUUGAACAUAUUGAUAGAUAUAACAACUACCAUAAUAAAUACGACAAUAAUUCUGAUUUUUAUUGAGCUAAGCAACAUGCAUUCAAGCAACUGCAUUAUCCAGACACUGAUAUAUGCCGAAAGAGACUAUCAACCUGUUUUGUUUGCUUCACCUGAUUACAUAAGGUGUCUAGUAAUGAAUGCAUUAUAAUUUCAAGGCAAGAUGAAUUUGCAUCUUCAAGUAUCAGAGGUAAUUUUCUCCAGUUAUUAGAUUUUCAUACUCUCGUGGAGAAGAUGUAUGUGCAAAGUAUGAUUGGGAGGAAUGCUCAAAGAAGCCUCCAACUAACAUAUGCAAAGAUUCAAAGAGAACUUGUUCGCGCCAUGACUUGUGAAACUAAUAAGUAAAUCAUUACGUAUAUUGGGGGAAAAUUUUUCCUGCAUAUUGGUUAAUGGACAUGUGAUAUAUCAACGAAAACAAAAUGGUUAUUGUUUUACACUAUGUGAAUCAUAUUGGUUGUGUUAUGGAGAGACUUCUUUGUAUUUCUCAUGUGUUAAAUACCAAAUCUUUGUCAUUGAAAAAUUGAAUCAACCAUGGAUUUAGUAUGUCCAUGAUAAUGGAAAAAAAAGCUAUGAUGGAGCUAGUAACAUCAAAAGGGAAAUUAAUGAUUUGAAAACUUUGAUCUUGGUUGAAAUCUUAUGAAUAUAUUCAAUGUUUUUUCAUCAACUUCAAUUAGCACUUGUUGUGGUAGCAAGGAAUCACAUAGACAUUGGCAAAGUUUUACAACAUUCAAUAAUGUGACUAGUUUGGUUUUGGGAUCUUGCAAACAAGCUGAAAUGGUUCGGGAUAGCCAAACUAGGAAGCUUGUAGAGGCUAUAUGCUAAUGAACGAGAGGUUGGAUAUGUAUUGAAUAAGGAAAUGAGUCACAAUAGGACAAGAGAUACUCGUUGGGGUAUUUACUAUGGGACACUUCUCAAUUUUGAGAACUUGUUAUCUAUAUUAUUGAUCUGUUGGAGGGAAUCAUAAAUAAUCCAACUACAUAUUCAAAAUCUGCCAGUGAUGUAUGGUGGAUGUUCACUACACUUCAAGAUUUUAUGUUUGUCUUUAUGUUGAAGUUGAUGAUUAAAGUGUUAGCAAUUAUAAAUGAGUUGUCACUAGCAUUGCAAAGGAAAGAUAAAGACAUUGUAAAUUCUAUCAAACUUGUUGGUGUGGGAAAAACUAGAUUACAAGAGAUGAGACAUCGAUGAAGGAGUUUCUAUUUGAGGAUAUUAUGACAUUUUGCGAUAAGGAAUCUAUUCAUGUUCUUAGUAUGGACGACGAGAGACAAGCAAGGAAAUUGUCAAUCCUAAUUAGGGAUUUUCUCUCAUAUCUAUCGGGAGUCUUUCGAGAGUAAGAGUGGCGACUAGGUUUUCAUUAAAAGACCUAAUCCCGA